UUCAUAUAAAAGGAAUGGUUAAUCGACAAUCAAAUAUCACUUUAAAUCAAUUCAUUUCUUAAUCAACUUGUAAACACCAACCAACAAACCAACCAACAACAACCAUGAAGGUUAUUGCCUUAUUCGCUCUUAUUGGUCUUGCCACCGCCGGUUACGCUCCAGCUAACCUUGCUAACACUGGUUCAUCAGUCUCAACCCGAACCCAAGACUCUGUUGGUAACUACGCUUUCGCUUACCAAGAAAACCAUGCUACCGGUGGAACCUCAAGAAAGGAACAAGGAAACGCUUAUGGACAAGUUGUUGGUUCAUACAGUUUAGGAGUUAUCGAUGGAAGACAACGAAUUGUUAACUACGUUGCUGACCCAGUCCACGGUUUCCGCGCUCAAGUUAUCACGAACGAACCUGGAACCGCUCCAACCACCCAAACUGUCGCUAAAGUAGCUGCUCCAGUUGUUGCCGCUCCUCAAUAUGCUGCUCCAGCUCCAGUUGUUGCUGCUCCAGCAUACGCAGCUCCCCAAUACGCUGUUCCCCAAUACACUGCCCCACAAUACGCUGCUCCAGCUCAGAUUGUUGCUGCUCCUUCAUACGCAGCUCCAGUCGUCACCAAAGUUGCCGCUCCAGCAUACGCUUACUCUGCCCCAGCUUUGACCUACUCUGCCCCAGCCCCAGUUGUAACCAAAGUUGCUGCCCCAGCUUAUGCUUACUCUGGCCCAGCUUUUACCUACUCUGCCCCAACUCCAGUUGUUGCUAAAGUAGCUGCUCCAGCUUACGCUUACUCUGCUCCAACUUAUGCCUACUCAGCACCCGCUCCAGUUGUAACCAAAGUUGCUGCUCCAGCAUACUACUCAGGCUACUCAGCCCCAAUCGUCCACAAAGUUGCUCAAGCCCCAAUUGUCCAACAAGCCUGGUAAUUGUCUCGAAUUAAUAAUGAUAAAUAGUAGUGAUUAAUGUAUUUUUAUCUCGGCUCAACUAAACAGAUAUAAGGUUAAAACCACAUAUCAUUUAAUUGUAAUAUCGAUUGUUGAAAUAUUGUAUUUUGUGUUUCUCUAAGUCCUAAUCCUUAACGAGCCUUUUUUAAGCAAAUUAUAAAAUAAAAUCAUUUUU
This is a messenger RNA of Tetranychus urticae (two-spotted spider mite), 1104 nucleotides long. RefSeq lists its product as uncharacterized. The record is from RefSeq and is a predicted model, not a curated record. Lineage: Eukaryota; Metazoa; Arthropoda; Arachnida; Trombidiformes; Tetranychidae.